AUGCUUGUGGCCGCAUCCGUCAUCUUCCUCUACUACACCAUCUGGACCCUUCUCAUGCCCUUUGUCGACGACGACCACCCCCUCCAGAACCUCUUCCUCCCCCGCGUCUGGGCAAUCCGCAUCCCCGUCAUCCUCCUCCUCCUGGGUUCCGCCGUCGUCGGCUCCUUCGUCGGCAUGGUCAUGAUUCGGAGCAACCAGAAGAAAGCCGCCAAGGCCAAGGCCGCUGCCAAGAAGAAGGCGUAA
This is a messenger RNA of Trichoderma breve, 243 nucleotides long. Its product is annotated as dolichol phosphate-mannose biosynthesis regulatory protein (DPM2) domain-containing protein. Bases 1 to 243 code for a protein of 80 amino acids. Gene Ontology annotation, molecular function: enzyme regulator activity. Gene Ontology annotation, biological process: GPI anchor biosynthetic process. NCBI's taxonomy places the organism in Eukaryota, Fungi, Ascomycota, Sordariomycetes, Hypocreales, Hypocreaceae. Gene Ontology annotation, cellular component: endoplasmic reticulum membrane; dolichol-phosphate-mannose synthase complex. The record is from RefSeq and is a predicted model, not a curated record. The transcript has 2 exons.